ACCAGACUGCUCAGGCUAUAUAAUUUCACCAUUCCAUGUGUAACUUAUCACAGUGCUCUAUGCAUGCACACACAGUAUGGUAGUACUUUGGCUUCUCUAGAUCCUUGAUAAGCCCAACCAUCCACCUUGUAGUAGAUUGAUGCUAUAGAGCUCUGAAACCUCCAUUACAAUGGAAACUUAUAGUUUAAGCAAAUACAGUUCAGAGAGCCAAGAAGUUGUCUCAUACUCACCUACCUCCAUUGUAGUUGAUGCUCAGGGAGAUGAUGAUGGCCCUUUCUUUGACAUUGAUUUCACAAUGCCUCUCUUCUGUGAUGGCCCCUUGAAAGAUAACAAAAGCCCAGAUAAGGAUGGUGAAGAAGAUGAAUUUGAGUUUAACUUCUCCAUUUCUAGUUCCAAUCAGCCCAACCCAAAUCAAUUCAUUUCACCUGCAGAUAACUUGUUCUAUAAAGGCCAGUUGCUUCCUCUCCAAGUUCUUCCAAAUGCAGACAUGGUCAGAAGGCUUGAGGUUGAUGAUGGUAAAGGGUCUCUGCAGUGUGGCAAUGUUAAUGGGGUCAAAACCCAGUUCCCCACAUUGCUCAAAACUGCUACUAAGUUGAAGAUAUCUCUGUUUGGAUUGAAAAAAUCAGCCAAGGUUGGAAUGGAUCUGCAAGCAUCUUGUGCUGAAUAUGGAAGUGGUAUUGAUUGUCCUGUGCAGAAGCAGAACAAGUUUUUCACAGUGAAAUUCAAGGUGGUGGAUGUUCCCCUGGUUUCUUUUUUCACUAGAGAGAAUUCUAGGACCAAGAGAGAUGAAGCCAACAAUGUUUUCCAGAAAAAAACAGAUGACUCUGAUGGGGAUAUUGGACAGAUACAAGACAAUGUGAGGGAUAAGAAAAGAGCAAAGCAGAUUGUUCAGAACUAUGUAAAGAAGAUUAAGCCUCUCUAUGUGAAGAUUUCUCAGAGGUCUAAUGAGAGAACCAAGUGUCCAGAUCUGGAGAAACAUGGAGUUGGAAACAGUGGGGUUUCAGGCUCAGAGAGAGGUCCAAGCCAGUUUUCAUUUUCUGGUAACUUGAAAAUGGUUUACAAGAAUUUUGGUAAGGGGAAAAACUCAUCUCCUAAUAUGAAUCGUCCAUUGCCUAACUAUAAUAGUGAGAGUACAAUGUUGGAGCUGCAGAGUGCCAUUCAAGGAGCUAUAGCCCACUGCAAGAAGUCAAAUUAUGCUACUGAUGCCCCAAACUCUUCAGAUUCAGAAUGUUCACCCUAGUCCUAACAGGCCUUCCGAAGAGGAUGUCUGCAAGGCUUGUUUGUGGAUGCUUAAUGUUAGAUGCUCACGAAGAGUUGCUACAGUUCUUGCAGGCUGUUGCACUUGCUUGACAUCUUCUAAGGAAAGUGAUCAACAGCAGCACACCAUAUGGUCAAUGUUGCAAGUUUUGACGUACCCAAACUCAAGCAAUCAGAUCGGUUUAUACCUUGGACUUUUGAAAGCUCACAGUCCUGAAGUAGGCCAUCUCAAUGUAGUUAUUUCACCCAUUUGUAUUCUACUGGCCAUCCUCUAAAGCAGUAAGGAUGGAAAGUCUCCGACUUAAGCUGUAAAUUACUUAGGUAGAGCCUCUUUUGAGCAGCAUAUAUACAUAAUGUAUAUCAAGAUAGCCACUUUUUGAAGAUUAUUGCUCAUAUUCUCAUGUGGGUAUCUGUUGUUUCUGUUGCAUUUACUUAAGAGUGUUUUUCCAGGCCCAAUAUAUGAAUGAUAUCAUGUAACUCUAUGUAUGUUGAAUAUGAUUGAACUGAUUUCCAAUA
This is a messenger RNA of Cryptomeria japonica (Japanese cedar), 1773 nucleotides long. RefSeq names its product probable membrane-associated kinase regulator 2. The transcript has 2 exons. The record is from RefSeq and is a predicted model, not a curated record. Gene Ontology annotation, cellular component: plasma membrane. Lineage: Eukaryota; Viridiplantae; Streptophyta; Pinopsida; Cupressales; Cupressaceae. Bases 170 to 1240 code for a protein of 356 amino acids.